GGUAUAAAUGUCUUUUCUCUUUACAUUUCACACUAGAAGAGUAAGCCUUUUGUGUUUCUUCAACCUCUCUUGAAUCGAAUCGAAGAUGCAACAGGGUGGAGGAUCUGAAACAGAGGUGACAUGGGAGGACCAGCAGAACAUCAACAAGUUUGGGAGAUUGAACAACCGGUUCCACGAGCUAGAGGACGAGAUCAAAGUUGCAAAGGAAUCAAAUGAUAACUUGGAGGAUGCAGGGAAUGAAUUGAUUCUCACAGAUGAGGAUGUGGUGAGAUUCCAGAUUGGUGAAGUCUUUGCCCAUGUUCCAAAAGAAGAAGUGGAGAACAGGAUAGAAGAAAUGAAAGAGGUAACUAGCAAAAGUUUGGAGAAACUCUACGAAGAGAAGGAAUCUGUUCUUGCACAGAUGACCGAAUUGAAGCAAAUUUUGUACGGGAAGUUCAAGGACUCCAUCAAUCUAGAGGAAGAUUGAAGGGGACCUGUGAUGUCGAACCUGUUCCUGGGCGGAUCUGAACAUUGGGGUUUGGUUUGUUGUGCUAGUGUUUCUCUGAUACUUUGUUGCUGAUAUGAUGUUUGAUUUGAUAGAUUUUUUAAAUAGAUGAAUGAAAAGUAAGAACUUUGCUAAAUUCUUGCCACCCUAGAAGUUUAGGCAAUUAGUUGGCUUGAAGGAUGCCACUUUUUUAUCCAUGUCAAAC
Fragaria vesca subsp. vesca is the source of this 689-nucleotide messenger RNA. RefSeq names its product probable prefoldin subunit 4-like. The transcript is spliced from 3 exons. Bases 86 to 466 code for a protein of 126 amino acids. The record is from RefSeq and is a predicted model, not a curated record. Gene Ontology annotation, biological process: protein folding. Gene Ontology annotation, cellular component: cytoplasm; prefoldin complex. NCBI's taxonomy places the organism in Eukaryota, Viridiplantae, Streptophyta, Magnoliopsida, Rosales, Rosaceae.